Molecule: messenger RNA, 2004 nt
Organism: Phytophthora nicotianae INRA-310
Lineage: Eukaryota; Oomycota; Peronosporomycetes; Peronosporales; Peronosporaceae
Exons: 1
Coding region: 1-2004 (667 amino acids)
Source: RefSeq, a predicted model, not a curated record
AUGACCCACCAUAACUAUGAAGGAGAGCUGCCGUCCAACUGUCCACGAUGGUCUCCACCCGCCGAUACGUUCGAGAGCUGCUAUGUGGUGCAAAGGGAUCCGCCAGUGUAUCGUGUUGUAUUAUACUCUAAAACCCAAUUGGAUGUUUUAAUGGAGAUGGCGGCGGGAGGGUUAUCAGGAGCUCAAAUAUCGGCUUCGGUGAAGACUUUUCGCCAUCAUGCACCCAUGUUGUUAAGGGAUUUAGUGGAGAAUACUAACAAGAGCGGACCCAUGUCAAAGAAAAAUGUAGCCAUGGCCGUGGAGAGAGAGGAAGAGAAGGUUAAAGAGAUAUUUCGAGUGGAAGAUGUGACUCCAGAGUACAGUGAAGCUCAGACGGCAGAGUUUGUCAGACUGGGCGUCGCCGCGAGUUUGAGUAUCAUUGCGAGAUUACUGGAAGACUCGUGGGUAUUCUCGUUAGAGCUCUGCACUGUGGCUCAGCAUCCGAUGUUCUCGUAUCUGGAUAUACGCGUUAGAUUUUACAGUCGGAUAGGAGGAUUACGAAGUGCCCAUUUGUUGGCGAUCCCCAAGUAUGUUGGCAAGUGUGACAUUAUGAUGUUCCAGACUCUGGAUCGUGUGCUUACUGCGUUACUGCCCGAUUGGAAGAAGAGAUUAUUGGGUAUUAUUACUACCGGAGAUAUCCCCUUUCCAGCGCGUAUAAGCGAAGUCAUUAAGCAUUUCCAGAACGAGACAAAAGGGUCGGCGCUGUACCGCACAUCAAACUGCAUCAGCCAACUUCAACACGCUCUACAGACAUUUUACGCAUCAAUUGACAGUGGGUUUUUCCUCCAGACGCUGAGAAAACUGAGUCAGUAUGUUCGUAAAGACCCUCGCGUUUUGUCGGAGAUGAAGAGACUGCCAGGAUACUGGGAACAAUUUGACUCUAAAGUGCAUUGUGCUUCUAGUACUCCUGUGGCAUUUGGACAAGAGAUCGAUAUGCUUGUGGCCCACAGUGGAUUUCUUCAAGAACACUUGAAAGAAUUCACGGCAACAACGUUGAGGAUUCCUGUAUCUUGGUGGUUGGAGCUCCAAGCCUUACAAUGGGUAACUGCUCGUGCCAAUGCCGUCUUCGGGGUGUUGCAGAAACAACAUGUGACCAUUUCUCAGCAAGCAACAGUUAUGGCCAGCUUGGCAGAAGAAUACAUCACUGGUUUCCACGCUCAGAUCCACGAGAACAGAAACUCAGUGUCUCAAACAACCUCCACCGAGUACAUUUCUCUAGACAAAAGGGUUAGUUUGUCUAAAACGAACUUGGUACAGUUCGUUGUGAGCUCCAGUGAACUUGCACGCGAAUUGUUGAAGCACGGAGGUAGUGAAACCAUCACAGCCACCGCCGAACACUUUGCUUCUGGUGUUGUGAAUAUGAUCGCGUCGCUGGUCGAACUCAGUGUCAGUCUAAAGCAACAAUCUGCUGCUUGCAACGUCGACACUCGUACCAAUCAAAGUACCGUCGUGGAGGAUGUACUGCCCCCAAUUAUGCCACACGAGUUGGCACAGCUUAGCUCGGACGAGUUUGAUGAGCUGCUGGAAGCACAUGAUGCAACAUCGCGGACUCUCGAUGAUAGUGAUGCUCAGGCUAUUCGAGAAGAGCAUGAAUUACUAUGCUGCACAUUUGCCAAGGACGAAACUCUUCGGAGGGCUUUAGAAAUGCAUACGCAAGGCACAUUUGACGCGGCUUGGAGUCUGAUGGAUGCCCGUUUUAAGUCUCUUGAAGCCUUUGCCGGUGGACUCGCGACGGUGUGUCCGUCAAAUGUUAUUCCAUUAAGCGACACAAAAGCUGAAGAUCUGGUGCUUUGUCCGAAAGAUAUGGAGGAAGCAAGAUUAUUACUCGCAGACUUUGAGCUGGAAAGCACUCUGCAUGCACAACAGUUCCUGCCACUCACGAAGCUACAGGAAGAAAUUUACGACCGUGUAAUCGCUGAAAGGCGAACUCGAAAGCGAUAUAAAGCAACGACAAACACAAGCUAG